Capsaspora owczarzaki ATCC 30864 is the source of this 804-nucleotide messenger RNA. RefSeq names its product mDRWMS2. The transcript is spliced from 3 exons. The record is from RefSeq and is a predicted model, not a curated record. Lineage: Eukaryota; Filasterea; Ministeriida; Capsasporidae. The coding region runs from base 26 to 634 and encodes 202 amino acids.
CAUUUCUUCCAUUUCCUAGUUGCAAAUGUCGAGCGGAUUGCAGUUCACUCUGACGCCAAACCUGCGCAAGGCAGUGCUCGCGAUCAACCAGGUCGACGCGUCCAAGUUCCCGCGCAUCCUGCUCCGCGUCAGCCAGAAGCUCCAUCUCAAGGACGUGAAGAGCUUCACUGAGAUUGAGGAGCAGCAGCUGCAGGAGGCACUGGGACUGAGCGCCGAGUCCAUUGCGCUGCUGCUGGAGACGUCUGCGUUCGUGCUGGAGCAGAGCGCCUACCACGCAGCCAAGCCCGACGCACUCGCAGCGCAGUUGCGUGCCAUCGAGCUCGACGACGACAAGGUCGAGGCGUUCAUUGCCGUCUGGCGCAAGGAAGGACCCCAGAUUGUCACGCGCCUGCGAGACUUUUCGCUGCACCCGGACAAGGUCGAUGCAGUCAACUGGUCGCUCCAUCUGCAAAUGGCUCAGGCAUCCGCGGCAAAAGUCAAGGCCACCUCGGCCAUCCUCGAGCUCCAGGUCGCCCACGACUCGACUCCAAAGCGACCAACGGAGCGAAUUCACGUCGAGUUCUCGCAUGACGAACUCUUUGCCUUCUAUAACAAUCUUGAAAUCAUCCAAGAACAACUGGAUCAAUUGUCUUGAGCAAUUUCCCCCGAUACAUGCGUGUCUGUUUUCGCAAAGUCUUUUGUUAAUUCGUAUUUGGUCUGCUUUUUGUGUGUGUGUGUGGAGUGUUGCUGUCAUUCUUUUGUCGCUCUGCUUUGAUUGUGGUGUUGUUAUUGCUUGUUCAACUCAAAGUACAGCGUACGCUCAGC